Molecule: messenger RNA, 2507 nt
Organism: Lineus longissimus
Lineage: Eukaryota; Metazoa; Nemertea; Pilidiophora; Heteronemertea; Lineidae
Product: protein FAM199X-like
Exons: 7
Coding region: 155-1234 (359 amino acids)
Source: RefSeq, a predicted model, not a curated record
UGAAGCGAAUCUCCAAUUUUGAAGACAGCUUUUGCCCUCUUUUUGCCCCAAAUGUCGUUGUAACAUUAAUAAAACGUUGUCACACUUAUUCACAAGAUUAAACUGGAGUAACCAGUGAAGUUCUACGAAAGACGCUGCUGUAGUUAAGACAGAAAUGAUUGCCGAUACGGCGGUGUUCUCAUCCAGUCCGUGGGGCUCGGAUAUGCUGUUCAACAAGGACUUGUUCAUGUUCAACCAAGCCAAUGAGAGCAAGGUGGAUGCUUACAGUCUCGAUAUGGACAUUGCAACAUUAGAGGCUGAACUCGAGAGAGUAAAGAACUACAGUAAUAACAGUGUAGAAACGCGACUAAUGAAUGACACUCUGAACAGUGCAUCUUGUAGUGUUGCUGGUUCAGAUUAUAGUGAUGAGGCUUGUCUAGACGUCGACCAACAUGUCAGUGAUGAGUUGUUCCCAGUCUCCGAGGAACAGGAGUUCCUUAGUUCAUCUUUGAGUCACUUGUUGGAAGGGACAAUUGCAGAAAAUGGCAACAUGCUGUUGAGUUGGACGGAAGAUGAUGAGGACGACAGCCCUUCACAAUCCACCAAUACAACAACAUCAUCAGAGGAGACAAUAAAUGUUGACGUAGACGCCAUCAUCAUUCCCAGCAUGCCAUGCUCCCCUUGCUCACCAAGGUCACCAUCACCGUCUCCAAUGUUGUCGCGGCCGCUCAAACGAAAACAGUGUUGUAUUCUGGACGACACAAAGUUGUGGUGUGAAAUGUGUGAUGAAGAACAGAUAACAACUGUUGAGGAGCUCAGUGAAAUGAUCAGUGGAGAGUUGGGUCUACGGGAGCAGUUGGAUGUUAUACGAAUCAUCUACCCAGAGGCAAAUAUCAGUCCUGCCGACACAGAGUUUGUUAUAGACUUAGACUACCUAGAUGACGACAAAUUACAGCAAGUCCGGGACUAUAUCCGACAACAAACGAAAUCGACAAAUCGCCACAGUCUAACGUCAUGUGAUAGCUGUAAUGAAACAAAUUCGCCGGUACAGAAGAAACACACGAAGAAACAGUCGCGGGAAAGACGAUCACAGCAGAAAGAGUUGCGUCAACGCCAGCGGAAAGAAUACCGCCAAAUGAUGAAGGAACGCAGGAGUGGCUUGUUUAAGAAGGAGGAAGUACUGUCUCUUACGACGCCCGCUACAUCUCGCGAAGAUCUCGACCCAGAUGGAGAUGAUAUAGACAUUCUGGAUUAAAAAUACACCAUUCUAGAAUUAUAUUUCAUUUCUUAAGAAAAAAAAAUGUCCAGCAUACAAUCAUAGGUUGAAAUGUUCCUCCAGGUGUUGGUAUCUAAAUCGGGUUAUGACAACAAACAAACAAAAUCGCCACAGAUAUGCCUUCGAAAUUGAGAUAAAAACGUUCACAGGAAAUGUUUUUGUGUCUCUGCGUCUGACUGCUUUCAGCAGUUAGUGCAUGUAUGUAUAUCAAAAUGCGAUGUUGGCCUGAACAAAAGAAUGCAUGCAUUAUAUUUAUACCUGGUUAUGAUCGCUCUCUUGACACUCUGUAAUAGCCCUUGCUCAACUGACCAUAUCUGGAGGAACUUUUCACCCAGACUCCAAAAAUUGAUGUCAGUUAUUCUGAAAUCUUGAUUAUGCCUUAUAAAUUAUUUUGAAUGUUUAUUGUAUUUCUAAUUUCUACACAUUAUUUCUCUUUGAUAAGUUAUAAUAAGUUAUAAGAACUAUUAUUUCGAGAUGAUGUCAGGUAUUUUAAACACCAAAGGCAUGUUCUAAUUAUUUUCUCCAAAUGGCACAAUGAAUAUUCCAAGGAAAUUUUAAUAGACACCCGUAACUUAUCAAAUUAUUUUUUCGUCGCAUUCGUUAAAUGAACUGCAUGAACUUAUGAGAUCUGAAUAAUUGACUUCAAAACAUGGACUGGAGUAAAACCUGAAAUGUAGCAUGUGCCAUAAAUGCUAUCCUGUCUUGUACAAUAACGAAAAUCUUAUACUCUACUGCAUUUUAUAUGUAAGAUGAAUUUAUGGAUAUUUGGAGGAGAAAGUGUCUGUAAUUCAUUAAGAAUUUCAAAAUGAUUUGAAAAUGUACCAUGAUGAAUUGAUAAAUUGAUGAACAAUAUUUAAUAUUCAAGAAUUUGUACCAGGAUAGCAAUGCCUGUCGCAUGUUGUUGUUGCAGGUUUGAUACUAUGAGAGAAAAAGAAAACCACUAUAUUUGGCUGAAAUAUGUUUCCUGUGUAUGUGUAUCGGUUCAGUCUGAAUUUCUUAUCACAAUGAUUCUACUGGUUGAGUUCAAUUGAUCGCUUUGUAGCUGCUCUUUGAAACCCCAGUUAGUUUUCUUUGGAGCCCGUCGAUAAGACAGAUACUGAGAGCCUCGGCCUUGAAAGCGUUUUAAACACAUCAGUAAAUCAGUGAUAUCUGUGUAUAAUUCGCAAUGCUCUUACUUUGAUAUGAGCAACAAGAUUUUUCCCUUUUCUUCAAGAUGAAAACAACAACUUACAGUUCACGGGAAAUAAAUAAA